UAUCCAAAACCGGUACUAUUUGUCUAGCUUCCGUGCAGAAACAACGCGAUGUUUUCCGGUAAAGUAGCAAUCGUUACGGGUGCAAGCUCCGGGAUAGGAGCCGCCACUGCCAUAGCACUAGCUAAGGAAGGUGCCAAGGUUGCCCUGGUCGCUAGAAACGAAGCCAAACUUAGCCAAGUCGCCGAGCGAUGCGUCGGCGAGACUCUCGUCAUCAAGGCUGAUGUCUCCAAAGACGAAGAUUGUAGAAGAACAGUGCAACAAACUAUCGCUCAGUACGGUCAACUGGACGUACUUGUCAACAAUGCUGGAAUUGGCAGACCCGCAUCUAUACUAGACGAGAAGUUUAUGGAAUAUUUUGAUCUCGUUUUAAACACGAACCUGCGCUCGGCGGCUCUCUUGACGCACCUUGCAGCUCCUCAUUUAGUCAAGAGUAAAGGUGUCAUCAUUAAUAUAUCGAGCAUCCUCUCUUUACGCGUCCCUAUGCAAGAAAACAAGGGUUGCGUGUACGCAGUUUCAAAAGCAGGUUUGGAUCACUUGUCACGCUGCGUGGCAUUAGACAUGGCUCCGCACGGAGUAAGAGUCAACAGCAUCAACCCGGGGCCCGUGAAGACGGAUAUAUUCUCGAAUAUAGGGUUCCCGAAUCCGGAUGAGAUAAUUGAGGGCUUUAAAGCCAAGACUGCGCUGAACAGGCUCGGAGAGCCGGAGGAGAUUGCGGACCUGGUGCUGUUUCUGGCCAGUGAUACAGCAAGAAGCAUUACUGGCUCAACUUUUGUGUCCGAUAACGGUUACCUAUUGAAGUAAAUGACCCAAUUAUGUAAUUAUUAAAACCACGAUUUGGAAGUGAUUCUCUUACAGGAUACCUAUAUAUAUCUGUUCACUA
Messenger RNA from Cydia strobilella, 880 nucleotides. RefSeq lists its product as uncharacterized. The record is from RefSeq and is a predicted model, not a curated record. The coding region runs from base 49 to 801 and encodes 250 amino acids. NCBI's taxonomy places the organism in Eukaryota, Metazoa, Arthropoda, Insecta, Lepidoptera, Tortricidae. The transcript has a single exon. Gene Ontology annotation, molecular function: oxidoreductase activity.